Henningerozyma blattae CBS 6284 is the source of this 2361-nucleotide messenger RNA. RefSeq lists its product as uncharacterized. Gene Ontology annotation, biological process: fungal-type cell wall organization. Lineage: Eukaryota; Fungi; Ascomycota; Saccharomycetes; Saccharomycetales; Saccharomycetaceae. Bases 1 to 2361 code for a protein of 786 amino acids. The transcript has a single exon. The record is from RefSeq and is a predicted model, not a curated record.
AUGAACGGAUUAACGGUUAUCAAGAAUCGAGAAGAAAGGAAAAAAUCUAAUGGUACUUCUAAAUUGAUCAACGUUGGUCAUGUCGGCAGAAGACCCAGCGAUAAUCUUUUGAAACAGAUGAUCAGUACAAGUACAUCGUUGACUUGUGAUGAUUUGGAUCUAGAUGUUGAAGAAAACGCUAUUAUCGGGUUGGAAGAUAUCUCUAUGACUCCACCUACUAUUGGUGAUAGACAUUUGAGCGAUAAUUCUGUAGGUACCAAUAACUCAUCCUGUCCUUCUGAUAUUUUUUCUAAUAACAAUUAUAACUCAUCUCCUGAUGGAUUUAAUUCAAGAACAUCAUCUAUUGUCGAUGAUGUUAAUGUUGAUGAUAAUGUCAAUGUUAAUACUGAAGGUGAAGGAGAAGAUGACAUCAUUGAUACUACUCAAGCAAAGAAAUAUAUGUUUAUGAAGACUAAAACCACAAUGUCCUUUACUACACCAACCAAUUCUAAUAUUGACACUAGAUUAAAGAAAAGAAUCCAAGGUGGUAUCGAAUUAUCAUCUGAUCCGACCGCUACAACACAUGGGAAUACUACAAUCACUAGUAAUUCAAGUAGUGUUGCUACCUCUACAACCACAACUCCUGUGACUGCUAAGAAGAAAAUCUUACCUCAAGGUAGUUUUUAUGCUCAUUCUAAUAGUACAUCUGCUAUUUUACAAACAAAACAAAAUAAAACCAAGAUUAAAAACCAUAAAUUGAAGACUCAGUUGAAUUUGGCACAAUCUCAAUCACAAUUGGCUUUAAAUCAUCCACCACCAAUGACACCUUCUCAAAAAUAUAGAAUGAGAAGAGUUAAUGGUGAAACAAAAUUAAGAAACUCUAUAAAGGGUAAAGAGAAAUUUUAUGAUGAACAAGAUAAUAAUGAAAUGGAAUUACAAGAAGGUGAUAUAGACGGUAAGUUGAUUUGGAAUAUUCCAAUGGCUUCAGUAAGUACAAGUAGUUUUUUACAUGAUACACCAAACAAGAAAUCUACCUCUCCUUUAAGAGAUAAAAAUUUCCAUAAGAAAAAUAAUUCUUUUCUAUUGGAUGAAAAUUUUUAUUUACCACCUCCAACUGCCAUUCCAGGGAUUAAUAAUACAAGUGAUUUCCAAUAUAUGGAAAACACUACAAGAGAAAUUACAAACAUUUAUAAAAAUCAAAGUGCUCAUGUAAGUCAACAAAAAUUAGAAGAAAGAAAUUUAAGUUCUGAUUUUUUACCAAUUGAAAUAAAAGAAUUAUCAAAACAAGGUAUGGAAGAUUUAAUUUUGGUUAGUGAAGAGAAAUUGAAUUUAAUUAAUGGAUCUUCCAGACCAAGUUGGCUGCCGCCCAAAGAUGAAUUGGAAAGAGAAUCUCAUAAUAAAGCUAUCAAUAAGACAAUGAGUAUUGCAUCUAUCGAACAAUUAGAUAAGAAGAGAGAAAGAGAGGAAAGAAAGAUGAAAGAUGAUAUGAAUCAUGAAAAGUAUAUUUUAAUUCAAGGACGUGGUAUUAGAAGAAGAUCUAGUUUAAAGAUGAUGAAGAAAUUAAUUUAUGAAACAAGUAUUAAUGGCGAAUUAAGAUAUGAAUUUUGGAAAAUGUUAUUAACAGACACUAAUGAUGAUGAAAUGAAAUGUGAAAACUUUAAAGAAAUGAUGAAUAAAUUAAAUAAGAUGAAUUUCCCCAAAGAAAAAGAAAUUGAAAUUAAAAAAUUAAUUAAAAAUAAUUUACAUAUUGAAGAAUUCUCUCAUUAUGAUCAAUUAUAUUUAUUAUUACAAUUGAAAUCAAUAUCAAUGGAAGGUAUUGAAAGUGGGGAUGAAAUUAUUUUUUUCAAUCUUUUGAGUGAUGAAAAACUAAACAAUGAUUUACAGAAAAUUUGGAAUAUUAAUGUUAAAAUUCAAAAACAAUGCUUCAAUGAUAAUGUACGUAAUAAAUUUGAUGACCAUAUUGUAUCGAAAAAGAGUCUCCUAUAUGGUGAAAAAGAAUAUACUGCCGAAUUUAAUAAAGAAUGUUUGAAUUUCAAAAAUUUCUGGAAUAUAAUGAAAUAUAUUAAUAAUGAUUUAUUCCUAUGGAUCUUGGAUAUCAUUAUAUAUAGCAAUGCUAAUAUUAAAGAAAAUACGUCACGAAGUUGGUAUAGUACAGGAACUUCACAGACAAAUGGUAGAGUGUAUAAUUAUGAAAUCCUGGUUCGCUUUACAGAAAAUGUAUUGAUCAAUUAUCAUAUUGGAUUUAAUAAUUUGAAUGAAUUGAGUGGAUCCAUAACAGAUCCAAAAUUCCGUAUCCCCAUUGAAAUGGAGGGACUGAUAGACUCUGAGGAGAUGGAUAAGAUGUUUGUAAAGAGAUGGAUAAAUCUUGAAGAACAUCGAUAA